GUGUUUUGUGCUCUUAACAGGAUUUAGCCGAAGAUGACAUGAAAAUUCUGGAACACUUCAUGAACAAAGAUGCGCAGCCGCAAAGAAAACUAGCAGACAUGUUCCGUGAUAAAAUCACAGAAAAGCAGACAGACAUCCAGUCACAAGUGAAUGCUAGCACUGUACAGACUGUUAACCUUAGUCCAGAGGUGCAAGAAAUGUGCUCACAGAUUGGGAGUGUCUUGUCAAAAUACAGAAGUGGACCCUUGCCAAAGAUGUUCAAGGUGAUUCCAAAGAUGCGCAAUUGGGAAGAACUCGUAUACCUGACAGACCCUGACAAGUGGUCUGCUGCUGCUGUGUAUCAGGGUGUUAGAAUAUUUGUGAGUAACCUCAAGGAGCCCAUGGCACAGCGCUUCUUCAACUUGGUCCUCCUCCCUCGUAUACGGGAUGACAUCUCAUACUACAAGCGCCUCAACUUCCAUUUAUAUCAGGCUAUGUGCAAGGCCCUUUUCAAGCCAGGUGCCUUCUUCAAAGGUGUUUUACUUCCUCUGUGCAUGUCCGGUACUUGUACUCUUCGAGAAGCUAUUAUUGUUGGUUCAGUAAUUGCAAAGAACCACAUACCAAUUCUGCACUCUGCUGCAACAAUACUGAAGAUUGCUGAAAUGGACUAUUCUGGAGCAAAUUCAAUAUUUUUGAGAAUAUUUUUUGAUAAGAAAUAUGCCCUCCCAUACAGAGUUGUUGAUGCGUGUGUUUACCAUUUUAUGAGAUUCCAGCAUGACCGCCGUGAACUGCCAGUUUUGUGGCACCAAGCCUUGCUUGUGUUUGUCCAAAGAUACAAGGAAGAUAUGAGUCCUGACCAGAAGCAAGCCAUCAUGGAUGUCAUUAAAUUCCACACUCAUUUCACCAUCACUGCUGAGGUGAGGAGAGAACUUCUGAAUUCCAAGUGCAGAGGUCAAGAUGAUGAUAUGCAAAUGAUGGUUGAUGAGUAGUGUAUGAGAAUGGGCAAAAAAUGAAAUAAAUAUUUAAAACUAAGAA
Messenger RNA from Penaeus indicus, 1014 nucleotides. It is a transcript of the gene bys, whose product is annotated as bystin-like. The record is from RefSeq and is a predicted model, not a curated record. Gene Ontology annotation, biological process: rRNA processing. Bases 39 to 968 code for a protein of 309 amino acids. Gene Ontology annotation, molecular function: snoRNA binding. Gene Ontology annotation, cellular component: cytoplasm; preribosome, small subunit precursor; nucleolus. Lineage: Eukaryota; Metazoa; Arthropoda; Malacostraca; Decapoda; Penaeidae. The transcript is spliced from 6 exons.